Molecule: messenger RNA, 2545 nt
Organism: Thunnus maccoyii (southern bluefin tuna)
Lineage: Eukaryota; Metazoa; Chordata; Actinopteri; Scombriformes; Scombridae
Gene: oxnad1
Product: oxidoreductase NAD-binding domain containing 1
Exons: 8
Coding region: 124-1056 (310 amino acids)
Cellular component (GO): mitochondrion
Molecular function (GO): oxidoreductase activity
Source: RefSeq, a predicted model, not a curated record
CCGGCUACAGUAGAGGAACACUACUGUCAUGUAAUCUAAACGCGAUCAAGGUUAUACCGAAGAUACUGGAGCAAAAACAUGAACAGCAUUUGACAAAAACAGUGGCACCAUAUAUUGGUCACGAUGAGCGUCCCCGGCAUCCUUGUAUCCGCUGCCCGAAGCUUCAGCCUGACGUGUCCGUCCACCAGUCUGCUCCGCUCCCGCCUGCUGGGAGCCAGCUCGAUCAAAAGAAGAAAUAUGACCUCCAGAAGACAAAUGGACCAUCUAGAGAGGACAGCGAGCAACAGCAGACAAAAUGCUCUGUAUCCUGCCAAAGUAUGUGGCAUCAUAAACGAGUCAGAAACAGUCAAACGCUUGAGAAUAGCCGUCCAUCCAGACUUCAGCUUCAAAGCAGGACAGUGGGUGGACUUCUUCAUUCCUGGUGUAGAGAAGGUGGGAGGUUUCUCCAUGUGCUCCAGCCCGGGUUUGCUGCAGAGGGAUGGAGUCAUUGAACUGGCUGUCAAAUACAGCAAACACCCCCCGGCACAUUGGAUUCACACCACGUGUACACUGGGCUCCCACGUGGCCAUGCGUGUCGGCGGGGACUUCUUCUUCGACCCGUCGCCCACUGACUCCUCUGUGGAUUUGCUGCUGGUGGCUGGAGGUGUAGGGAUCAACCCCCUGUACUCUAUUUUGUUGCACAUGACAGAUCUGCUGCAUGUCAACCACGCCUCGGGCGGGCGGGACUACAACAUAGGCUCCACCCAUCUCUGUUACAGCGCUAAGAACACCCAGGAGCUGCUCUUCAAGAGGUCCAUCAUGGAGGCGUGCCGGGAGUUCCCUGACAAGCUGUCCUGUGAUUUCCAUGUCACGCAACAAAGCACAGAUGUGGACUCACACCUCCAGCCAUUUAUCAAGCACGGAAGAAUCACGGAGGAACAGUUGAGGGCUCAUGUAGACCCACAGAGGACUUUGUGUUACCUGUGCGGGCCACCGCCCAUGAUUGAAGCAGUUUCAAAAACCCUCAUGGAGCUCGGCCUCCCAAAAGACAGAAUCAUCUUCGAGAAGUGGUGGUAGAAAAACUCCUACAAUUCCCAGAGACCUACAGGGUUGUUCUCCUGACUCCUGCUCCUUUUUUUUUUUUUUUUUUUUUUGGUCUGGGUGUGUUGAGAAUGGAAAGAAGCUGAAAUAUUCCGAUGAUGUGGACGUUGAUGUGCGUGCUCAAGUAGUUGCGGGAAUUCAACCUCCAAUCUGCUGCUGCUGAAACCUGACCUGUGUAUGAUCUGUGAUAGACCGCUGGGACCACCCACUCUUCAGCUAGCAGCUGACUCACAGAAACAGUAGAAAUGAGUUUUAUUUCUUACAAUGAACAACAUAAGACUGGGUAAUUAUUGACUUUUAGUAAGCCAUUGUUCAGCUUGUUGCAAUAAAUCUGCAACUCCAGUGUCCCCAACAUGUGUAUGAUGGACACAUUGACACAGAUGUUACACAGAUUCAAGUCCUAUCUCAUUUCCAGCCUCAACUUGCUUGACUGAAGUGCUACUUAAAACAAAUUAAUGGAUGAUGUUUAGUUAUUUUUACCUGAAUGUUCAUGCAUUCACCUUUACAAGCAUGUCUUAAAGCUGUAGUUUGACAUUAUGGGAAAAACUGUUUGCUGAGAGUUAGAUGAGAAAAUCAUGAUCACUCACAUUAUUACGUUAAAUAUGAAACUUCAGCCAGCAGCCAGGUAGCUUAGCAUAAAAACUGGAAAUGCACGCUAUCCCGUGGUAAGAAAACCCACCUACUAGCACCUCUAAAGUUCACUAGAUACUGUGUUAUACACUAAAAACAAAUUUUAAUGUUACACCAAAUUCUCAGCAAGCAAAUGAAUAAGUGAAUUUCCCAAAAUGUUGAACUGUUCCUUUAAAGGCCCUGGGACAUGAACAAAAUAGCAAUCUGUGCCACUAUUUUACACUGUACACUAUGUUUAAGGACUUAUUUUCUUAUAUCAAAAUACCUCUAAUUUGAUGAAAUGUUUUAUUAGAAGUGUUAUACCAUAUAUAUAAUUGGUGGUACCACUAUUUAUUUGCAGAAAUUUGCUAUUUAUUUGCUGAACGUAAGAUUUUAGAGUUGGUUAGAGUUAAGAGCGAUGCUUUUCUACAGUUUACUCGAAUAAUUUGACACUAUUGAGUGCAUUUUUGGAGUCAAAAAUUUAAAUCACCCACAUAUUGGCCAAUGUCCCCGUUUUACUCACUUACACUGUUAGAAGCAUACACAGUGCCCAUCUCACACUUUCCCUCAAUCACACAUGUUCACAUACCCAUAAACGCUUUCUCAUCCCGGGGUGGAGCGAAUAUCCCAUGGUGCACUGUAAUGGAACCUCCAGGUGGUCUCUGAUUGGCUUGGAUCACCGAACAUCCCUUGGAGAUGGUUGCAGGCUUCUUGCCGUCGUCUCUCAGCGGGGGAUAUGCUGUUGACUCAUUUGAGUUGUUUCCGCCUUUCUUCCUCAUAUGAGGAAAACUGUUUAUGCUGGUAACGUGAGAUUUAAAGGAAAUAAAGGAAAUUGAGUCAAUUUGUUUUUUAAACA